This is a messenger RNA of Fomitopsis serialis, 1539 nucleotides long. Its product is annotated as Zinc/iron permease. The record is from RefSeq and is a predicted model, not a curated record. The transcript has 7 exons. Gene Ontology annotation, biological process: zinc ion transmembrane transport. NCBI's taxonomy places the organism in Eukaryota, Fungi, Basidiomycota, Agaricomycetes, Polyporales, Fomitopsidaceae. Gene Ontology annotation, molecular function: zinc ion transmembrane transporter activity. Gene Ontology annotation, cellular component: plasma membrane. The coding region runs from base 295 to 1422 and encodes 375 amino acids.
CGGGAGGAAGCGCUGGCGAGGACCCUCGCAGUGUUGUGGCGGAUGGGUGCAUCGACGAUGUGGUUGCUGGCCAGUGCAGGCGUUGACCGGACGAUACCCUACCCACUGCCCAGUGCCGUCUCAGCCUGCUUUCCCGCGCUGCCUUCCUCCAUCCCACCUCCCUCCUUCGUUAUAUAACUCUCCACCCCGUCUCUCCAACGACCGCUCCCUCCACCGCAAGCAGGCAGUCCCCAGCCGACGCUAGUCAAGCGCACCAGACCCUCGACUUCGGCACCCCUACAUUCUUCCUCAACAAUGCGAGCCCACAGACUCUACGCGAGGGAUGGCAGAGACGACUGCAACAGUGUCAACAAUUCCGACGCGUACACUGACCUCCGGAUCGCCUCGAUCUUCAUCAUCCUCGCCACGUCCCUCUUCGGUGCUCUCUUCCCUGUCCUAGCUCGCCGGCAUAGGGUCCUCGGGGUGGUCAUCCCCGAGACUGCCUUCAAGGUCGCCAAGUACUUCGGCAGCGGUGUCAUCAUCGCAACGGCCUUCAUCCACCUGCUCGACCCCGCAACCCAGGAGCUCACCUCUCCCUGCCUGUCGGAAGCAUGGCAGAAUUACCCGUACGCGAUGGCGAUCUGCCUCUGCAGCAUCUUCAUGAUCUUCAUCGUCGAGCUCAUCGCCUUCCGCUGGGGCACCGCCGUGCUCGCGAGGGUCGGGCUCAAGCACGACGCCCACGGCCACGGCCUCGCCACGGGGUCCCACUCCGCACACGGCCCGGAGGUGCAGGCCCAAGGCGCUGACGCAGUCGCCGCCAAAAUGCAACUCGAGUACCCCGACGCGGUCGACAUUCGUAGCGAGGAAUUGAGCAUGAGCGACCCCGAGAAGGGCUCUGCGCACCACGACGCACAUGCGCAUGACCACGGUAUGCAUGGCGCCCUCUCGGAUUCGGCUAUCGCGCAAAUCAUCGGCAUUGCGAUCCUCGAGUUCGGCGUGGUGCUGCACAGUGUGUUGGUUGGCCUGACCCUCGCCGUCGACGAAGAGUUCAAGAUUCUCUUCAUCGUCAUCGUCUUCCACCAGACGUUCGAGGGCCUCGGUGUCGGCUCGCGGCUGGCAUUCAUGGAGCUGCCCCAGAAGUACGCGUACGUGCCCGUCGUCGGCGCGGUCCUCUUCGGGAUCACGACGCCCAUCGGGAUCGCGGCGGGCCUCGGCGUGCGCUCGACGUACAACCCGAACGGCGCGACGGCGAACAUCGUCUCCGGCGUGCUCGACGCGUUCAGCGCGGGCAUCCUCAUCUACACCGCCCUCGUCGAGCUUCUGGCGCACGAGUUUAUCUUUAACAAGGAGAUGAUCGGGGGGAGCAACAAGCAGCUCGUCUUCGCACUCGGGUGCAUGAUGCUCGGCGCGGGCCUCAUGGCGCUCCUGGGCAGGUGGGCAUAGCCGGGCUCGUCGUUGCGGUCCCGGUCUCCCCAUGUCUUUCUUAUUAAUGGCUGCCACGACCUGUGCCCGUUUGCGGGUCUCACACGUUCGCCGUUCGCCGAAGUCACAUUCAACCUC